AUGUUUUGCGCAAUAGCAUUUAUACAGAUGCUAAUUGGACUUGCUGUAAUAGCACUGACUUUAUGGCUUCGUCUUGAUCCAAAAUUUGAGGAAGACAUGCGGGCAAAUAUUCUGCGCACUGAAAAUGGUCAUCCAGCAAUGGACAGUGUCAAAAUGAACAUCCGGCUCGGUGUAAGGCUGUUUUUAAUGGUAUCAUUCUGGGUUCUCUGUGGCUGUGGACUAGCGGCUGCACUGAUUGGUCUGCUGGGCACAUGCGCGGCUGUAUCUGCGAAUCGUGCAGUGUUGAUUUUAUUUAUCAUUACCGCAAUUCUGCUGAUUCUUGUCGAGAUCGGAAUUGGUGUUUUCGUUUUUCUCUACAACUCAACGGUAAUUUGA
Gongylonema pulchrum is the source of this 375-nucleotide messenger RNA. The record is from the annotation of a GenBank genome assembly. NCBI's taxonomy places the organism in Eukaryota, Metazoa, Nematoda, Chromadorea, Rhabditida, Gongylonematidae.